AUGCAACUAGAGAACAUCACUGAAGUGACUGAAUUCAUCCUCCUAGGAUUUAGUUCCCAGCACAAAUAUCGCUAUGUCCUCUUUAUUUUAUUUCUACUCAUCUACAUAAUCUCCAUGGUGGGUAACAUUGGAAUGAUCUCACUCAUCAGGACUGAUUCCAGACUCCAAACACCUAUGUACUUCUUCCUACAGAAUUUGGCCUUUGUGGAUGUCUGUUAUACCUCUGCUAUCACUCCCAAAAUGAUGCACAACUUCAUAGCAGAAAAUAAAUCUAUAUCAUUCUGGGCCUGUGCAGUCCAAUUAUUAGUUUAUGCGAUGUUUGCAACAGAUGACUGCUACCUUCUGGCUGCCAUGGCCGUGGACCGUUAUGUGGCCAUCUGUCACCCACUUCGUUAUUCCACAAUCAUGUCUCAAAGAGUUUGCAUCCACCUGGUAGCUGGUUCAUACGUGGUGGGCUCAGUUAAUGCUUCUGUGCACACAGGGUUUACAUUCUCAUUGUCCUUCUGCAGGUCUAACACUAUCAAUCACUUUUUCUGUGAUGGUCCCCCAAUUCUUGCCCUCUCGUGCUCCAGUAUUGACAUCAAUGUCAUGCUAAUUGUUGUGUUUGUGGGGUUUAACUUGACAUUCACUGUGUUGGUGGUCAUCAUAUCCUACAUCUAUAUCCUGACUGCCAUCCUGAAGAUCUCUUCUGCAGCAGGGAGGAAGAAGGCCUUCUCCACCUGUGCCUCCCACCUGACAGCUGUCAUUGUUUUCUAUGGCACUCUCUCUUACAUGUACUUACAGCCUCCCUCUGACAACUCUCAGGAGAACAUGAAAGUGGCCUCUGUAUUUUAUGGCAUCGUGAUACCCAUGUUGAACCCCCUGAUCUACAGUUUGAGGAAUAAGGAGGUCAAAGAAGCUAUAAAAUUGAUGGGGAAAAAGAUUUUCUAA
Molecule: messenger RNA, 930 nt
Organism: Sorex araneus (European shrew)
Lineage: Eukaryota; Metazoa; Chordata; Mammalia; Eulipotyphla; Soricidae
Product: putative olfactory receptor 5AK3
Exons: 1
Coding region: 1-930 (309 amino acids)
Biological process (GO): sensory perception of smell; G protein-coupled receptor signaling pathway
Cellular component (GO): membrane
Molecular function (GO): G protein-coupled receptor activity; odorant binding; olfactory receptor activity
Source: RefSeq, a predicted model, not a curated record